This is a messenger RNA of Cuscuta campestris, 463 nucleotides long. Lineage: Eukaryota; Viridiplantae; Streptophyta; Magnoliopsida; Solanales; Convolvulaceae. The record is from the annotation of a GenBank genome assembly.
GGACCGGAGCAGAGACUGAAGUCGUCGAGAAAGAGACGAUGGGAGAGAUCGCCGGAGUUCCGUCGGAGGCGGCAGAUCGCCAAUUACCCGGCACCGACAUCAGCUGUAACGGUAACAAUAUCCAUAGCUCAAUUCCCCACGCUUCGUUCGUGAAAAGAGGCGUGCUGAGCGGUGUGCAUGCGUUAAGAGUAAUUGUUCGACAUACAGUCUCUCUUGCCACGAAGCUUGUAGUGUGGAUCGUCCGCCGCUUCCAACGGUGGUGGUGCGGGGAGAAGAUGACAGCGGUCAACAAGAACUCCAUAGCUUCCGCCGUCGCCGCCGCCCAGUCCGAUAUAUACAAUGCCAGCAUUCAUACUACCAAAUUUUGAUAAUUACAAUGCCAGCAUUCGUACUAAGGAUAAAAAAUAUAGGAAGUUUUAUUUUUGUUAAAUAUUAUAGCGGGAAUUAAAAACAGAAAAUUUAA